Molecule: messenger RNA, 6852 nt
Organism: Amoebophrya sp. A120
Lineage: Eukaryota; Dinophyceae; Syndiniales; Amoebophryaceae
Source: the annotation of a GenBank genome assembly
AUUAACACGUAUGCGCUGCAUGCACUCUGCCGCGAUGUAGUUCCUCUUGUGUGUAGAUGUAGUGGCGUCGUGUUGGCAGUGAUUGUUGUUGAUCGGUGACGCGACCCGUCUUCUUGCCUGUCCCUUCUUCCGGAGGACGGAGCUGCUCAUCAAUCUCAUUCCACCAUCAGCAAUCACUCACCAUGGGUUGCAAUCAGUCCGCGACCGCUUCCCCUGACGGUCCCCAGGCCGCGUCCCCCGGCUCCAACAAAACCAGUCCGACCGGAGAGAACAACCAGAGCCCCAAUUCCAGUCGUGGCCCAAACAGCCCGGACUCCACCAGAGCAGGCAGUUCGUACCGUCGGAAAGUGAAUGCGAGUAGUACAACAGGCGAACUCCAACUACAACAGCAGAACAAAAGUCCACGAAGCGCCGCAAACACACAAAAUGCCCAGUCCCCACAGAACCGUUCGCAACAGCUGAAAGAGCGAAGAAAUUUGGUGUUGCACCAAGCAACAUUAAACAACCCCGUCGCCCCGCCACCCGCCCCUCCCACCCCGCCAAACACAGGGCUGCCGGCUUUCUCACAAAUCAACAAAACCAGUCCGAAUAGAGGGCCGGCGGCAGGAGGUGGCGCAGUUUCCGGGUUUAACACAACAAGCACUACUGGCGGCGCAGCUACCAGCUCCUCAAAUUUUCCCAACACAUCCCCGACCUCAGCUGGUGCGCCCGCUACGCCGCAGUAUAAUGUGAACUACAUGGUGAAUACGCCGCCUAUCUCGCCAACGAGUGCGGCGAGCAGAAGAACGCCAACGGGAGGCGGAGGCCCAAGCGGACCAGCCUCUGGCGGACUGCUGCUUGGUGGCAGGAUAUCUCAAGAAAAAAGUGUUACAGUUACACACUGUGUUGCAGGCUAAGCAAGACAGACAAUCUUUGUCAUGCCGGAUAUGCAUAGGAGCCUCGUUUCAUAUGUGUUUUCUCGUAGGAUCUCUGCAUUACAAGUCUUCUCUUUCAUGCAAAGAAAUUUGUGUUGCUGCCUGAAUUCACUACAAAUGUGUAACUGUAACACUUUCUUCGUGGGAUACAGGACUUCCAACAGCAUCCCAAGUCUAAACCCCAACGCACAUCAGCAACAGCAAGCGCAUCAACAGCAUAAUUUGUUCGGGCAGCAACAAGGAGUUGCAGCUCCUGGUGGUCAACAAAUCUUAAAUCAGCAAAAUAACAACUAUAACUCUUCCCUCAGCGGCACGGCGAAUUUCGGUCUUCUACAGCAGUACCUCGAGCCGUUGACAGAGUUGGAAUUUCACGACUCGGAUCCAGAAGAGCUGAACGGGCACUUCAGCUCACCCAGCAACUCUCCCACACAGAAGUUGAACGAACGAAGGGCGGGGUUGGGCGGCGUGUCAACGAUCAACAUCUCCGUCCCGCCGACACCGACGAGCGUCAGUCACAUGGGUAUACGCAUUGCAAAUGUAUCGAAAUCGUACGUGUGCGUCGAGUAUAUCUGCAUGACAAACUUUUUCAAGAAAAAAUGUUCAGUUGGUCAUGCAUAUUCUGGUGGGAAAACAGAUCUGUCGUGCAAGAUUGCGAUGAGUAAGAAUACUUUUGCAAUGCAUAGAAGAGUAGCAGCAGGCCGACGGUGAAUUUUGGCCCGGCGACGCCGACCAUGGGUGGCGGAAACAAUCCCACCUCGUUAUCCUGAGGAAAAGCGUCCCCACCCCAAAGUUGUCAUGCAAAUCUGCAUGCUCAAAAUGUUUCUCAUGCGGAGCACCAUGACAAGCAUGAUUUGAUGUUAGUCGUGUUUUCUCAUUUGUAAUGCUCCAAUCAGCAUAAUAGACUAGAUCUGUGAUCAUGCCGCUGAACAAGCUAAACAGGAUUUUUACACUACGAGGCCAAAUUUGUCAUGCGCAGCAACCAAAUCUGGCUGAUUUGUCUAGCAGAUUUCCCAUCUUGACUUAUACGGCGGGGACGUUUUUGCUCAGGAUACUCGUCCUCUACCGCACCUACGCCGACCCACGUAUGAAAGCCUCAGAAUGGAAAUCCUCAAAGUGGAAAUAAUUUGUGAUGCAUGAAAUGCAAGGCAAAAAAGACUGCAUUGCGGAGGACACAAUGGAGGCCGACUAUUGUCCUGCUAGGGGUGAAGAAUUGGGCUGCUGAUUAGCACGACAGAAGGGCACCCCUUUGCCUAACUAGCAUGACAGACACGUUUUGAGUACCCGGGAAAUUUGUCAUGCGCCGGCUACAAAUGGCACUUCAACUGGAGUCGAUUUUUUGCAUUACAGAUUAUUUCCACUUUGAGGAUUUCCAACCUGAGGCUUUCAUACCACGCCUCCUCGAGCAGCACCGGCGGCGGCUUUUAUCUGCAAUCCCCGAAACACAGACGGAUCUCUGACAGCAUCAACAGAAACGUGCCGCUGUUCUGCUACAAGAUUGCGCAUAAGAAGGAGCUAUCAACUGCAAAAAUGUCUGGGUCUGGAAGAUUGCCAGGCUUGUCAUGCAUAUUCUGCAUGACCCAUGAUGUCUGUGAUGCAUGACCUAGCAUAAGCAUCGCAGAUUUCUUUUAGGGGGUUUCCUUAUGCCUAACCCGCAUGAGAAAUGCCCUCUCCGUGUGGGCUCCUCUUGCUGGUCACGCAAUACAGAUUCUUUUGGAAUCCAGAGACAGCAUCACAAGUUUUUACCACCUUCCAGACCCAGACACUUUUGCAUUUGAUAGGAGCAGAACCAACCAUCCGGGACUACAGGUACUUCUAGGGGCAACAGAAGGAUAAGGAAAUUGAUCGCGGAAAACAUUGAUGUGAAGCUGGGGAACAUGAUCGGGAAAGGCUCCCACGGCACGGUCUACGAGGCAAGGCGGGAGGAUACGGGGCAGAUCAUUGCCUGCAAAAUCACCCCGGUCGACCAUCCAGAAGCGCUGAAGGCGAUGAUAUGCAUUGCAAAAGAUUCGUACUAAGUACAAAUCACAUUACAAAUUAGCUCAGCAUGACAAAGGGAAUUUGUAAUGCUGUAUGAGCUCAGUAAAAAGAUUUGUCAUGCAUAUCUGGAAUUAGUACGAGUGCGAUUCUUUUGCAAUGCAUAGAUGAAAAAGGAAGUGGACUUGCUACAGCGGUUGAACCACCUAUCCAGUGCAAAUAUGUCUGGGUCUGGAACCUUGUGAUGCUAAAAUCUUACUGAUGGGCGCACUGCAACGGGCAGCCAAGCAUGACAAAUCUCUCGGCUGGUGCUAUUGUGUUUCGUUUUCCGCAUGACAAGCUGCGUUUUUGCAUGACUGACAGGAAGCCUGUUGCCUGCUUAUGCAUCACAGAUUUAUGAGUCAUGCCAGACAAGCAUGACAAACUCGCACUCUUCCAGACCCAGACAUAUUUGCAUUUGAUACGACCCAAACUGCAUCAACUUCCUCGGAACGCGGGUGGUUUUCACGUAUGGAAGCGUCAGGUUUGAAAUCGUCAAAGUUGAAAUAAUUUGCAAUGCAUAAAAUGCGACACAGAAAGUGACUCUAUUGCAGAGGACCCACGGGAGGCAGAUUAUAGUCCUGGUAAGGGUCAAAAGUUGAACUGCCAACUAGCAUGACAGAGGGCAGCUCUUUUGCCCUAAACCGCAUGACAGACUCGCUUCCAGGACCGGGAAAAUUUGUCAUGCACCGACUACAAACUGUAGGUCUAACUGGUAUGCGUUUUGUGCAUGACAAACUAUUUCAACUUUGACGAUUUCAAACCUGACACAUCCAUAUCACGGACAACGAAAAUAAUGGCUCACCAUCUUCUCACGGACAGAAGUUUAUCCACACAUAUUUGGAGUUCAUUCCCGGCGGCACGAUCUCGGAUUUGGUCCAGACGUUUGGCUAUGGAAUGCAAAAGUAUCGUAUUGGUAGUGGUACUGCAAUCAUGGAUUACAAAUCUUUUUCGUGAGGUGAAUCAGCAUUACAAAUUUUAAUUUUAUUUCUCAUGCUAUAGAAAUAGAAAUUUGUAAUGCAUUUUUUAUACGAGUGCGAGACUUUUGCAAUGCAUAUUGGCCGGAUCGAGGACAAGUUUUUGCUCCGUUCCUUGACCUACCAGGUGACUUUGGGGCUGCAGUACUUGCACAAGAAGGGGGUCGUCCAUCGGGAUCUGAAGGGAUCGAACGUGCUGCUAACCGUGUAUGAAUUGCAACCGUAGCGUACUCCUGCUACUCGUAUAAAUGCAUUACAAAUUUCGAUUUCCUCAGCACGAGAAAGAAAAUUUGCAAUGCUGAUUUACCUUAAGAAAAAGAUUUGUAAUGCAUGACUGCAAAAAUACGAGCACGAUACCGAUACUUUUGCACAGGAUACCGUGUCCGGCGAAGCGAUUCUGUCCGACAUGGGGAUAUGGAGGCGUCAGGUUUGAAAUCGUCAAAGUUGAAAUUACUAUCUAUUAUAUUCAUGCGAAAAAAGAGGUCUACAGAGGGUCGACGGGAGGUGGCCGAGAGGUCAAAAAGAGGCCACAAGAGGUCAAAAAGAGGUCGACAGAGGUGGAGAGGUGGCGCGGGAGGUCAUUCGAGAGGGUGGCCGAGAGGGGGCGCGGGUAUAGCCGGCCGAACCGUUCACCCGAAAGCCGCGCCUAUAGGGACCAGAGGGGGCUGAGAGGGUCCCGAGAGGGUAAGCGAUAGGGGGAUAGGGGUGCCGAGAGGUUGUGCGAAUAAGGGCGAACCUCUCGCGCACCCUCUGGGCCACCUCUCGGCCACCUCUGUAGACCUCUACCGGCGAGUAUAGCCGGACUAUUAGCAACACCUCUCGGGAGAGGUCAAGAAGAGGGCUUGCGAAAGGGUAAAAAAGACCCGAAGCCGCCCGGCACGCGGCCGAUUUUGUUGGGACUGUUUCAUGGCGCAGGCCCACACCUCUUGCGCUACCCUCUCGCGCACCCUCUCGCGCACCCCCUCGCGCCACCCUCUCGCGCUAACCGCUCGCGCCAACAGUUUCCGCCGGGAAGCCAGUUGGGAGGGCGGGGGCGGGUGUGUAUGUGAUCAACAGAGGGCAGCGCGGUCCCAGUUCUGCUUCGGCACCUAUGCCGAGGCGGCUUCUCUUCGCCCCCGAGCUUCGUUGCAGCUGCUCCCUGCGCAUAGCGCCUGAAGGCGCGGGAAGUGCGCAGGAGGCCCUGCGGGUUGACAUAGCGCAAACCGGCGCCAGUACUUCCUUCGACCUAUCACGCUGUCCGUAAACUAAAGCCCUGUCGCUGCGGCCCGAUCCGCAAAUAGUCCUGCCCCGCCCCAACAGCCUUGCGCCCCGGCGUCAGCCGGGGCAUGGCUGGUAGUUUGUCAUGCAUAAAAUGCAGCCCUCAGAGUACCUGUCUUGCAGAGUAGGCAAGUGUGGCAGAUUGCAAGCCUGUUGAGGAGAAGAAACUGAGCAGCUAAAGUAGCACGACACAAGGCGUCUUUCUUACCCAAACAGCAUGACAAACUGGGUUUCGGCUCUACCCAAAUUUGUCAUGCGCCACUUAGAAACUGGGUCACUACUUUUAUCCAUUUUAUGCAUUACAAGUUAUUUCAACUUUGACGAUUUCAAUCCUGACGCUUCCAUAGGGGACGGCGUUUAUCGCGGUAUCACAGUGCACAAGAACUCCCCGUCGUCCCCCUCAUUUGUACUCAUAUCGUAUGGACAGCAAUACGAACACCACACCAGGUGGACGCUAUGCAUGACAAGUUCAUAGCCUGAGUGUAGUGAGGUUCAGUAGUGUUCCCAAAUUUGUGAUGCAGACAGCGCCACAGACUAGCAACUGGAUUUGACAUUUUCGCAUGACAAAUGACCAUGAGGGGGACGCAGAGCAGUUGUGCACUUUCAUACGCGGGGAGCAAAAACGCAAAUUUCUAUGCGGGAGCGACUUUGUCCGCAUUUCAGGGAAAUGGGCGGGGUGGGAACAAUAAACGGAACUCGCUGACCAUACCCGGAAGUGGUCAACAUUCGCAGCAAGACAAAGACCAAUUGGAGGAAACCAUGCAGAAUUUACUAAACGAGACCACCAACCAACUAGGGCAGUCCGCCACGAUACUGAUGCAAACCAUGUGCGGCUCCAUUCCCUGGAUGGCUCCUGAAGUGUUAACCGGAAACAACACCGGUCAGAGCAAUGCUGCUUCGGGCUACAAGAAAACCGCAGAUAUUUGGUCUCUAGGGGGCUUAAUCAUCGAGAUGGCCUCCGGAUCGCCGCCCUGGAGUGAGAAGAAAUUCGACAACCCGAUAGCGCUGAUGAUGGCGCUCAGUAUGGGCAAGGGGAUACCAGGAUUGCCGGAAGACAACAGCGCGCUCGGGGAAUUCCACUUCAACAGCGAGAGUUUUUUCGAGGACGAAGAGGAUGAAGAAGAGUAUCACGGUGCAACCGGUGGUGACGCAGCCACCAUAUCUCCGGGCGCAAAGUUCCUCCAGGACUGCUUCCACCGAGAUGCGGCCUUGCGCCCAAGCUGCACCGAACUGCUAGACUAUGACUUCAUCCGAGAUAUGCGAGAUCUGCACUACAGACCUGUUUUGAUCACUUCGCCGUUAAAUGUAGAUCUUUGACGCUUGAUCAAGAACAUGAGGGAAUAAAUAAGUAACGCGCUCGCAUUACUCGCCCGAGAAGGUCAAGGUUCCUUUUGAAGUAAGUAAGUACGUAGAUCUUUCCGGACAGCUUCUAAUAUCCUGAGCUGGCUAUUAAAAGUUUAAGUUUUACUUGAGAACACUAGAAGCACAUAGAUCCUCACAACAAGUUCUUCGCAAAUGAUAUAUGAUAAUGAACGUCUGCACCAGCUUCAGCUUGUCGCUUUUAUGGUACCAGCUCGUUCUUGGAAUGAAAUAUGCGAAUAGCGAAUGCAAAAAUGAAGUCGCUACAGCAAAAAACAAAUUAAAAACGCGAUCGGGAUGAUGAAUUGAAGGAUCGAGGUCUACUCGUCGAU